UAGUGAAACUCCGGCGGUGUCAGCACUUCUGAACCUGAUAUAAACUGCCGCCUCGUUCAUUUCACCCUCUUCUGUCUGCCAAACCGUUCACCUGAACCCACCAACAACCACUGCCUCCUCCAUAACAAAACAAAAAUGACCACCGCUGCUCAGCCUAUCUUCUCAAAGGGGGAGGACUGCAAGGCCUCCUGGCAUGACGCUAACGCCGGAUACAAUGAAACCGACACACACCUGGAGAUCAUGGGCAAACCCGUGAUGGAACGUUGGGAGACCCCGUACAUGCACUCCCUGGCGACCGUUGCGGCCUCAAAAGGCGGUCGGGUUCUGGAGAUCGGUUUCGGCAUGGCCAUUGCCGCCACUAAACUCGAGUCUUUCCCCAUCGAGGAGCACUGGAUCAUCGAGUGCAACGACGGUGUCUUUGCCAGACUGGAGAACUGGGCCAAGUCUCAGCCCCAUAAGGUCGUCCCUCUGAAGGGUCUUUGGGAAGACGUUGUUCCCACCCUGCCAGACAACCACUUUGAUGGUAAGAAAUCAAACCAGAUUUAGGUGAAAUCUGAUUACAUUGGGGGCAAGACACUGCAGGUGAAUAGGGGUCACGCUCACAGGAUGCUGAAGCCCGGAGGAGUCCUCACCUACUGCAACCUGACCUCCUGGGGCGAGCUGCUCAAGUCCAAAUACGACAACAUUGAGAAGAUGUUUGAGGAGACCCAGGUGCCUCAUCUACUCCAAGCUGGCUUCAAGAAGGAGAAGAUUAGCACCACCACCAUGGACAUUGUACCACCCACUGAAUGCAAAUACUAUUCUUUCAAUAAGAUGAUCACUCCCACCAUCAUCAAAGAGUAAAAUCUGAAGAAACAGCUGCAACCUUUUUUUUUUACUCUAAAGUUCCCUUCCUGAUUUCACACAUUUCAAUAAAACCAAGUCCAUCCAAACUCA
Messenger RNA from Lates calcarifer (barramundi perch), 936 nucleotides. RefSeq names its product guanidinoacetate N-methyltransferase (gene gamt). The record is from RefSeq and is a predicted model, not a curated record. Gene Ontology annotation, molecular function: guanidinoacetate N-methyltransferase activity. NCBI's taxonomy places the organism in Eukaryota, Metazoa, Chordata, Actinopteri, Centropomidae. Gene Ontology annotation, biological process: creatine biosynthetic process. The transcript is spliced from 5 exons. Gene Ontology annotation, cellular component: nucleus; cytoplasm.